AUGCCCUACUCUGUGAGAGCCCAAAACCUCGUAGCUCGUUUGUUUAACUUCGUGCCCCAUCGCAAGCACGAAGAAGCGGAUGCGCUGGUAGUGCUGGGAGCGGGGAGCAAGCAUCAUGCCGGUUGCUGCCCCGGUGCCGGUGCCGGUGCCGGUGCCGGUGCCGGUGCCGGUGCUGGUGCCGGUGCUGGUGCUGGUGCCGGUGCUGCUGCUGUCAGUAGUGCUCGUGCUUGUACCAGUGCUGCUGCUGGUGCCGGUGCUGGUGCUGGUUCCAACGCUGGUGCCGCUAGUGCUAGUACUAGUUCCGGUGCUGGUGCUGGCAGUAGUGCUGGUGCUGGUGCCGGUGCUGGUGCUGUCAGUAGUGCUAGUGCUUGUACCAGUGCUGGUGCUCAAGGACGUAGUGGAAAAAUCGGUAGGCACUGUCGUGAUGUCCGAGAUCGACGUAGGCACUGUCGUGAUGUCCGAGAUCGACGUAGACGUUGUCGUGGGGCAUGUGAACGUUUGGGUCCUGGUACCGGUGGUGGUUUCCAAAGCCGUGACGACCGUGCUAACCGUCGUGGGGACAUCGUUGAAGGUGAGAGUGAUGUCCGUCGCGACAGUGACUGUCGUGGUAGAGGUGUAGGUCUGAGAGACGAGGAUGGGCUGAGCAAAGACCGUCGGCAUCAGCAAGAUUUGGACAAGCGGAGGCGCAGGACAGUCCGUCCUCGUUGCUUGAGCGAUCGUCGCGUCAAAGUUUGUCGUUUGAGCGAUCGUCGCGUCAAAGUUUGUCGUUUGAGCGGAGGACGUCACCGCCAUCAUUGCCCAUAG
Aplosporella prunicola CBS 121167 is the source of this 804-nucleotide messenger RNA. RefSeq lists its product as uncharacterized. The transcript is spliced from 2 exons. NCBI's taxonomy places the organism in Eukaryota, Fungi, Ascomycota, Dothideomycetes, Botryosphaeriales, Aplosporellaceae. The record is from RefSeq and is a predicted model, not a curated record. Bases 1 to 804 code for a protein of 267 amino acids.